Messenger RNA from Truncatella angustata, 1521 nucleotides. RefSeq names its product cytochrome P450. The coding region runs from base 1 to 1521 and encodes 506 amino acids. The record is from RefSeq and is a predicted model, not a curated record. Gene Ontology annotation, molecular function: oxidoreductase activity, acting on paired donors, with incorporation or reduction of molecular oxygen; heme binding; monooxygenase activity. NCBI's taxonomy places the organism in Eukaryota, Fungi, Ascomycota, Sordariomycetes, Amphisphaeriales, Sporocadaceae. The transcript has 2 exons.
AUGUUUCCCACCAGCCUUAUUGUUUUAUUGUUGGCUGUCGUGUUGUUGCUAAAGCCCAUAGCAGAAUACAUCAUCGACUCCAAAAAUCUCCGUCGCUUUCCCAAUUACAAUGUCCUUUCAGGCAUCACAAAUCUUGGAUACAUGAUUGAACGGUGGCGCGGCUUUCGCUCCAAAACUCUUCACGAUUGUCACAAGGUGCAUCCUGUCGUCCGUAUUGGGCCAAAUUCACUCUCCUUUUCAUCGGUCAGCGCCAUGAAGGCGAUAUAUGGGCACUCUACUACAACUAUUAAAGGCGACAUGUAUUCGGAUGCCGCUGGACCUUAUCCUAACAUUCUUGAUGCAGUGUCCAAAGAUGUGCAUGCUCACAAGCGGCGGCUCUUGUCACACGCCUUCGCUACGCGAAAUCUUGAGCAAUGGGAAUUCAAGAUCGCCGACAAAGUGGAAAGGCUGGUCAAACAAUUCGAUCGAAUCUGCGAUACUCCAGAGGCAACACUUGAUUAUAGCAGAUGGACGAAUUUAUUUACCCUAGAUGCAAUAGUUGAUAUCGCAUUGAGUUACAGGUUGGGCUGUCUCGAUCGGGGAGAUGACGUGAUUUUGACUGAGUCUCCUGAUGGGAAGACAGAAGCAGUCAACUACAUAGAGAGCCUACAUGCUGUCAAGCGGGCAACUUCAGUGAUAGUAUGGUCAUCAGCCUGGUUUGGUAUGCUGCGAUCGACGCUCAAGCUUGUGCCGGGCUUUUUCCGCAAUCAAUAUAGCCGAGGCCAAGGAUAUGACCAUAUGGUUGCUUACCUUACUCAACGACGUAUGCAGCGCUAUCGCGAUGGUGAGGCACUGGAUGACCUACUCCAGUGCAUCCUUGAGGACAAGGAAGGAAAGCCACAAGAGCUUGAGAGUGGUGAAGUUGAAGCCGAAGUUAACGUCUUAUUGGAUGCUGGAUCUGACACAACGGCCACCGCUCUGGUGAACGUUAUGUACUACUUGCUCCAAAAUCCCUCCACUCUUGUUCGUCUUCGACGAGAGCUGGAGGACUUGUCAGAUGAUAACAGUGUCGUUUCUUACAGUCGCGUCAAGGAUCUACCAUAUUUACGCGCCUGCCUUGACGAAUCUUUACGUCUAUCACCUCCAUUGGCGUUCGGUCUGAAUCGUAAAACCGGUCCAGAUGGCGUGUGGGUUGAUGGUAAUUUCAUUCCUGCCGCUACCAUUGUAGCGGUGCCUGCAUAUACAGCUCACCGCAAUCCAGCCAUAUUCACUGAUCCAGAAGAGUUCAGACCAGAAAGAUGGCUGUGUGCUGGCUCCAAAGAAUUGCAGGCGAGCUUCAUCCCAUUUAGUGCAGGGGCCCGUGGCUGCAUUGGCCGCAACAUCACUUACAUGGAACAACUCAUACUGAUGGCUACGUUGGUGCGCCGAUACGAUUUCUCAUUUGUUGAUCCAGAUUGGAAGCUUGAUUACGAGGAGGCUUUUAUUCUAUGGCCCAGUCACAUGCUACUGAACAUCAGUUUGAGACAACAUUCAUGUUCAUAG